AAGAAUAUGUCAAACACGAAAAUCAAGGCGGUCUUCUUUGACUUCAUGGGUACAUGCCUGGACUGGCACAGUGGAGCGAUCGGAGUAUUACCGCAAUCAAUCCCUGAAAGUGACAGAUCGAAGCUCGCUCUGGAAUGGCGACAUGACUACUUCGAUGCCAAUGCCGCUCGUCUUGCCGCCAACCAGCCUCCAGAAGAUAUCGACGUUACUCUCCUCAACACACUGGAAGCAUUGCUGGACAAGCACCCAGACCACAAACACCUGUUUGACGAGCCGACAAAGGACACAUGCGUCAGCGUGUGGCACUCAAUGCCCGCUUGGCCGGAUGUCCCCGGCGCCGUCGAGCAGCUGAAGGAAGCAGGAUAUGAGGUGUUCGUCUUUGCGAAUGGUACGCCGAGGUUACAGCUCGACCUGUGUAAAUCGUCGGGUCUAAAGUUCCACAUGCUGUUCUCCAGCGAGUUACUAGGAGUCUACAAACCUGCGCCAGAGAGCUACCAGAAGACACUGAGUUUGGUAAAAGUGAAGCCGGAGGAAUCGGUCAUGGUUGCUGCGCAUGCCUAUGAUACUCGAGGUGCGAAGGAAGCAGGAAUGAGGACGGUGUAUGUUCACAGGUGGACUGAUGAUAUCAAUGAGGACAUGGAAGUUGUGGACGGAGAAAACGACUUCUUUUUGGAGGAUAUGACCGACCUCGCAGAGGUUAUCGCACACUUCUAAGCAAGACAAACAUCGGAGUCGACUAUGCACCUACAUGUAUGCUAGCCGUCCUCAUCCCUUGCU
Messenger RNA from Exophiala xenobiotica, 777 nucleotides. RefSeq names its product haloacid dehalogenase, type II. Gene Ontology annotation, molecular function: hydrolase activity, acting on halide bonds, in C-halide compounds. The transcript has a single exon. The coding region runs from base 7 to 714 and encodes 235 amino acids. The record is from RefSeq and is a predicted model, not a curated record. NCBI's taxonomy places the organism in Eukaryota, Fungi, Ascomycota, Eurotiomycetes, Chaetothyriales, Herpotrichiellaceae.